Molecule: messenger RNA, 1459 nt
Organism: Fusarium verticillioides 7600
Lineage: Eukaryota; Fungi; Ascomycota; Sordariomycetes; Hypocreales; Nectriaceae
Exons: 8
Coding region: 27-1298 (423 amino acids)
Source: RefSeq, a predicted model, not a curated record
GUCUUCUUGUGCUGCAGAGCCUCAAAAUGAUCAUCUCAAGGGUCUGGUUUCUUCUCUGUUUGCCUGUAUUGACGACGGCCUUUUCGCUGUCGGAUGUACCGUCAUGCGCAAUACCAUGUAUUCUCAAGACGAUGGACUCGUCAGGCGAAUCGAAAGCGAAUAUCAGAACUAUGUGCGAUAACCCAGCUUUUCAGACCGAUGUGUUGAAUUGUGUCGCUGGAGUAUGCACUGCGCAAGAGUUACAAGGCUUUAUUCACAUGGGAAAAGAGCUAUGUGAGAUGCCAAUGCAGGACAAUCGGCAAGAGUAUCGAGCUGUAAUUGUUGUCUUCGCCACGCUAUCAUUUUUCUUUGUCAUGCUGAGGGUAGCGUCUAAGAUCGUCACCAAGAAUACUUGGGGCUCUGAUGAUACCUGGGCAGUGGUCACUUUUUUCAUUCUUAUUCCAUUCACGGUAUUCACGCUCCUCGCAAUACAACAUGGCGUUGGACUCGCUACGCCAUUGUAUACCCAGAAUGACCUCUCUCAUGCCCUCAAGGAGAUCUUUAUCUUUCACCAUCUAUACAUCUGCGGUCUUGCAGCGGCCAAGACGUCGAUUCUUUUCUUUUACCUACGGGUCUUUCAAGACACCAAUUUCAGAAUCCUUGUUUGGAUUACACAUGCCUUCAACGCCUUGUCUACUAUCGCCUUGCUUAUUCUCGGUUUGACACUGGGGCGUGCUGUGACAUAUCUGCUUACAGAUACAGAAGACACGGUUUCCAACAUGGACAAGUUCUCAAACAGCCUCAAGAUUGUCAUGGCACAUUGCGUCGUCAACCUGGCUCUUGACAUUUGGAUGCUUAUCCUGCCAAUGACCCAGCUGUAUAACAUCGGGCUGAAGAUCAAUAAGAGGAUCAACGUGAUGGCUAUGUUUGGCCUCGGUAUAUUUCUUACGGUGGUCAGCUUGGUCCGUACGAUAUUCCAGUCACAGCUACUCGCUGACCCUGAAGAAGCGCAAACGGGCCAACAGCAAGUGGUUCUUUGGGCGUGCAUCGAGACAUACAUGGGUGCUAUAGUUGCCUGCGUACCCUCAACACGCCAGCUUGUUCGGAUGGUGGUUUACAAGAUGAGGAAGCAGAAAGAAGGGCAGUCAGCAAAUAAGCCUAUCUUCAUCGAGAGGUCAUUGGCGCCGAUACCGGAUGAAGAGGAUAUGCCGACGUUGAGUGACGUUGGGGGACUGACGACUGUCACAGUCAGUAGUGGAUGGACGGCUGUGACGGGGACGGAGCAUGAGAUGGAGAUUGUUAGUAAGGCAGAUCGAUGAGGCUGUCGGUGGAUGAGUGGAAGAGCAUUGCAUACCGAACAGCGAAUCAUUUCCUUGGGCAUUAUUUUAUGAUAGCGAUUUAGUACCAUGUACCUUGCACAAAAAAGUCAGCAGACAUGAUCAUGUUGGAUUUCCGAAUCGCCGAGCCAUGUCCAUCGGAG